AUGGCGUCCAAGAACGAGACUCUAGGGCAGACAAAGCAACGGCAUAAACUGGAAUUGCGUACACUGCAAGCUGAUGUCAAGACGUUCCAGAAGAAGGCCAAGAAAGACCGUAUAAGCAAGAAAGAGGUCGAGAAUCAGAUUGAAGUUAUGGAAAAGGCUCUAAAGGAUCGUCAUGAUCAAGAGCUGAAGGUUUUUGAGACAGAGACAGAGCAGGAAGUUAUAGAGACCCCUGCAGUUCACUCGGAUGACAAGGCUAAUGAAGUGGGAGGACUGACUAAACAAAGUAAAGCUCAAGCCAAAGCUCAUCGUAAACGAGAAGAAAAGAAACAGCAAGAACGAGAACGUUGUAAACGUAUUGAAGAAGCAAACGAGUCGACAGUGAGUGAGCGACAGGUUGAGGUUGAUAUGAUCCUAGCACGGUUGGCUACACACGGACUUAAGCUCAAGGAUAUUCCGUCUGAUGGACACUGUAUGUAUCAUGCUGUGGCAGAUCAAGUGAAACAAAAGAACUUGCCUGUUGCUGAUGAGAUGACAGGAUUCCAGUAUCUGCGUAAACUCACGAGUGAGUACAUGCUCGCACACCCUGAUGAUUUUUUGCCUUUUAUGACGCUUGAUGAAAGCACUAGCAGUGCUGAUGACGCAUUCACAACCUACUGUGAUCGAGUGGCUACUACUGCGGACUGGGGUGGACAGCUGGAGCUCCGAGCUUUGGCAUGUGCUCUGCAAACACCUAUUGAGGUGUUUGCGGCCGAGGGCGAUGUACUGGUGAUGGGUGAAGAGUUUGGUAAUGAAGACGAUGCAAGCGCACCAAAGCUGCAGUUGACGUACCACCUACACUAUUACACCCUCGGCGAACAUUUCAAUUCCGUUACACCGCUCUAG
Peronospora farinosa is the source of this 882-nucleotide messenger RNA. The record is from the annotation of a GenBank genome assembly. NCBI's taxonomy places the organism in Eukaryota, Oomycota, Peronosporomycetes, Peronosporales, Peronosporaceae.